CUCGUCCGACGCUUCUCCGAUACCUCUCCUGGGUCUUCGAGAUCGUGCCUGGGAUGUGGUCCUCAAGUGCGAUGGGAGCAACCUGGCCCUCGCCCGCCGCCGAUCCUCCCCCGUGCGACCAGCUCUCUGCAGCCGCUCGCGCCGGCACCCCGUGCAUGCAGGCGCCUGGCCCCGCCCACAUGGCCAGCGGCCGUCCUCCCUGUGGCCGGCGUCGGGGGCCUCGCGGCCGGCGUGCCUGGCCCCGCCUCUUUGGGGCUUCGCUGUCUCGGUACGUAGAGGUUGAAAUUCCCGAGCUCAAGUCCAGGUUAAUCAAGGAGCGCGAGGAACGCGAGACGAUGGAGGAGCGCAUCCUGCGGCGGGCCUCCGACGAGAUGCAGAAGCUGCAGCAGGAUAUCGUGAACGAGGCGAAGGCGCGGAAGGACAUGGAGGAGUCCAUGUUCCGCAUGAUGGAGGAGACCGUCGUGAAGAUGCGCGACGAGAUCGCGCGCGAGCGGGGCGACCGGGAGCAGACGGAGGAGACCCUCCUCGGGCUGCUCGAGGACACGUGCGCCAAGCUCAACGCGGCGUCGCAGAUCAUGUGACCGCGGGCGGCGGCGGCCCGCCCCUGGGGGGCGCCCCGGGCGGGCCGCGGCGGGGCCGCGGCCGGCCCCGCGUCGUGCGCGCGGCCCGCCUGCCUCCCCCUUGUUCGCGUGCCGUGCCCGCUCUCCGACGCCCUCUCAGACAGCGGCCCUCUCGCUUUGGGUCUUCGCUCUGCUCGUCGUGCGCCUAAUUCGGCUCUGGGCGCCGCUCCCCGGCGGCGCGUGGCCCUCCUGGGGGAAGUUGGGCCCGGCAGCAGUCACUGACGUCAGCCACCGACGGAGCGGAGAA
Molecule: messenger RNA, 867 nt
Organism: Prorocentrum cordatum
Lineage: Eukaryota; Dinophyceae; Prorocentrales; Prorocentraceae
Source: the annotation of a GenBank genome assembly